AUGUGUGUAUAUAUGUGUGUCUCUACAUAUAGUCAUCAAGAUUGAAGCUUUCUGCGGAAAUCAGAUACCCAAUUGGCCAAAAUAACCAGAAACAACUUUCUCCGACAGAAGCUCGAAGAAUUCAUGGCUCUCAACAGAAGCUAUCUUCGAAUAAUCUUCGAGAAGCUCGACAAGAACCGCGACGGUCUGGUGACCAUUGACGAGCUUCAAUGGCUUCUCGAGAGGCUCGGGUUCGUGGAACAAACUGCAGAGGAGCUCCAACUGAUCGUUGGAAAACAGAGCCUCGAUCUUGACGAGUUCUCGCUGUUCUACGACGCCGUUUCGAAGGACGGUGAUGACGACAUCGUGAGGGCUUUCGACGUGUUCGACCUGAACGGAGAUGGGUAUAUUUCGUCGGAGGAGCUUCGGAUCGUGUUGGACCGUCUCGGGCUUUGGGACGAGUCGAAGGCAGAUGAUUGCGGGAGAAUGACUCGAGUCCAUGAUAGGAAUCUCGACGGUCUGAUCGAUUUUGAAGAAUUCAAGAACAUGAUCUUACAUGUCCAGUAAUAUAUAUAUAUAUGUAUGUAUGUAAAUAUAUAUCCAAAAUUCCAAAUGUAUAUACAUGUGUGAAAUGGCUG
Messenger RNA from Tarenaya hassleriana, 617 nucleotides. RefSeq names its product probable calcium-binding protein CML44. Bases 124 to 546 code for a protein of 140 amino acids. The record is from RefSeq and is a predicted model, not a curated record. The transcript has a single exon. Gene Ontology annotation, molecular function: calcium ion binding. Lineage: Eukaryota; Viridiplantae; Streptophyta; Magnoliopsida; Brassicales; Cleomaceae.